Kickxella alabastrina is the source of this 488-nucleotide messenger RNA. RefSeq lists its product as uncharacterized. The transcript has a single exon. Lineage: Eukaryota; Fungi; Kickxellomycota; Kickxellomycetes; Kickxellales; Kickxellaceae. Bases 135 to 380 code for a protein of 81 amino acids. The record is from RefSeq and is a predicted model, not a curated record.
GCCUUUCCCCAGCACCACUCUCUAUACUUUUUUCUGCACACGCACAAACAAAACCCUUUGCCUGCGUUGUUAUUACAGCCCCUUGCAUGGUAACGGAUACUUUUGGCAAACAUCACAUUGAUCCAAAAUAAAUAAUGGAAAAUCCGGUCAGCUAUUUAAGGAGCGGUCUGCAGCAGCCGCUAAGCAGAUUCGGCGUGGUUUGUUUUUGUUUGCUUGUUUUUGUGUUGGGCGGUGGCCUUGCCAGUGACAAUCGUCUUGCUAACCGUGGAUCGUCUUUUCGCUCUAUUUUGAUCUCUUUGCAUGGCAUUUGCGAUCCUAAGCCAAACGGAUACCCAGACGACACUAAAAUGGGAGUGCUAUGCUGUUACAAAACAGCGUAGCAAUGCCAUGCCAUGCUAUGCCAUGCUAUUUUUUUUACUCCCGCCCCUGUCAUUUGUACAAGCACACAAGCUCAUGAUAACGCCAGCCCCACUUUUUCCACCUGGUCU